Aspergillus ruber CBS 135680 is the source of this 1480-nucleotide messenger RNA. RefSeq names its product threonine aldolase family protein. The record is from RefSeq and is a predicted model, not a curated record. Lineage: Eukaryota; Fungi; Ascomycota; Eurotiomycetes; Eurotiales; Aspergillaceae. The transcript has a single exon. Gene Ontology annotation, biological process: glycine biosynthetic process; L-threonine catabolic process. The coding region runs from base 191 to 1261 and encodes 356 amino acids. Gene Ontology annotation, molecular function: L-allo-threonine aldolase activity. Gene Ontology annotation, cellular component: cytosol.
AGAGACGAAAAAAAUCAACUUUCCUUCUGUGUAUUUCAAAUACAACUGGGUGGUCCAUUUCCGACGUCGGGAAUAAGUCGUCAUAUCAAUCCCGAUGUUUGGGAUAUUUAUCGGCUCAUUCACGGACCCUUAGAUUUCUCGAAAACACAGGCUUUUACACAAUUUAUUUUCUCUCAAAUAUCAUACAAAAAUGCCUGGCUCCUUUUCUGAAGAUAUGGCACCACCUCAAUACAGCUUUAUGGACGAUUACAGCGAGGGUGCACACCCCCAACUUCUCGAAGCUCUUGUGCGCACCAACUCGACCCAGCAAGUCUCCUAUGGAAACGAUGAGCACAGCAAUGAAGCCCGCCAAUUAAUCCGGACCAAGCUUUCUGCCACCGAGGAUGAGGUAGCCAUUCACUUUGUGCCUAGCGGAACUUCCGCCAAUCUCAUCUGCAUCGCGAGCUGUUUACGACCUUUCGAGGCGGUGUUGACCAUCGACUCUGGACAUGUUGUUAGUAAAGAAGCGGGUGCUAUUGAGGCUACUGGACACAAGCUGAUUGUUGUCCCUGGGGAAGGAGGAAAAAUGACGCCCCAAAAUUUAGAGAAGGCUGUUCGCCAGAAUCAGUUCUUCCCGCACAACGCUAAACCGCGGCUGGUUUAUAUUUCCAAUGCCACGGAGCUGGGAACGAUCUAUACCAAACGAGAACUGGAAGAUAUCAGUGCUGUGUGCAAACGCUGGGACCUGUUGCUUCUCAUAGAUGGCGCUCGUAUUGGAGUAGCCCUGAGUGCCCCGUCAAAUGAUUUGACACUGCGAGACCUAAUCGACCUAACCGACAUAUUCUGGAUUGGUGGUACCAAGAAUGGUGCAUUACUGGGGGAAGCAAUUGUUGUACGGAACCACCUGGCGGACGGCUUUGCUUUCUAUUUGAAGCAACACGGUGCAUUGCUGGCCAAGGGUCGCAUAAUAGGGGUUCAGUUUGCAGAGCUCUUCCGGGAGAAUCUCUUCUCUGAACUUGCAGCAAAUGCCAACAACGUGGCCCAGAUGAUUUCAGACAAUUUUCAGAGCCUGGGUUAUCAACUAUCCGCGAAAACCGAGACAAAUCAAGUAUUUGUGAGGUUGCCAGAAAGCUUGGUUAGACGGCUUGAGGAACGGUUUCGCUUUUAUACUUGGGAGCAUCUCGACGAUCAACAAGUUGUGGUUAGGAUCGUUACGUCGUGGGCUACGGACACAUCAAUAGUGGAUAAGUUCAACGCGUGGGUUCAUAAGUGGACUAUAUAAACCAAUCUGCAAUAUCAAUCAUGAGAAGUGUACGCAAAUUUCAAUGAAACAAGCUCAGUACAGUCUAGCUGCCUUCAAUACUGAGUGCUAUCGACUAUACAGCGGUCUUUGCCCUAGAAAUAGCUAGUCAAUACCAGUACGAACGGCAACUUAUGAUAAUUGGCAUUUAGGGAGGUUUAUACAAUUGAAGCGCUAGUAGUAAUAGCAGUACAUAUAGAG